Molecule: messenger RNA, 1911 nt
Organism: Eutrema salsugineum
Lineage: Eukaryota; Viridiplantae; Streptophyta; Magnoliopsida; Brassicales; Brassicaceae
Product: methylmalonate-semialdehyde dehydrogenase [acylating], mitochondrial
Exons: 19
Coding region: 89-1705 (538 amino acids)
Biological process (GO): L-valine catabolic process; thymine catabolic process
Cellular component (GO): mitochondrion
Molecular function (GO): malonate-semialdehyde dehydrogenase (acetylating, [NAD(P)+]) activity; methylmalonate-semialdehyde dehydrogenase (acylating, NAD+) activity
Source: RefSeq, a predicted model, not a curated record
GUCAGCACUCACUCAGCACUCAAAUCCAAAACUUGCAUAAAAGGGAAGAAACUCAGACGACACCAAAAUCAACAAACAAAUCAAAACGAUGUUGCUCCGAAUUUCUAUCCAGCAAGGGAAGAACAAUCUCAGGACUUUGAGACCUCAAUUUCUCGGUAUUAGAAGCUGUUGGUUAUCAAUGUCGCCGGAGCCAUCUACUCAUCAAACAAAACCUCCGAAAGUGCAAAAUCUUAUUGGAGGGUCUUUUGUUGAUUCUCAAGCUUCAUCAUAUCUCGAUGUUAUAAACCCUGCUACACAAGAGGUUGUUUCUCAAGUUCCAUUGACAACUAACGAAGAGUUUAAGGCGGCAGUAUCUGCUGCGAAGCAAGCAUAUCCUUCAUGGAGAAACACGCCGAUUACCACUCGUCAACGUGUUAUGCUAAAGUUUCAAGAGCUUAUACGCAAAAACAUGGAUAAACUUGCAAUGAACAUCACGACUGAGCAAGGGAAGACCUUAAAGGAUGCACAUGGCGAUAUCUUCCGUGGACUAGAGGUUGUGGAGCAUGCUUGUGGAAUGGCUACAUUACAGAUGGGUGAAUAUGUUCCCAAUGUGUCUAAUGGAGUUGAUACAUAUAGUCUUAGGGAGCCAUUAGGUGUUUGUGCUGGCAUUUGUCCCUUCAACUUUCCAGCAAUGAUUCCUUUAUGGAUGUUUCCCGUUGCAGUGACAUGUGGAAAUACGUUUGUUCUUAAGCCAUCAGAGAAGGAUCCCGGUGCUUCUGUAAUACUUGCAGAGUUGGCAAUGGAAGCUGGGUUACCUGAUGGGGUUCUCAAUAUCGUUCACGGCACCAAUGAUACUGUGAAUGCUAUCUGUGAUGAUGACGAUAUAAGGGCUGUUUCUUUUGUUGGGUCGAACACUGCUGGAAUGCAUAUAUAUGCAAGAGCAGCAGCGAAAGGAAAACGUAUUCAGUCAAAUAUGGGGGCGAAAAAUCAUGGUGUUGUCUUGCCUGAUGCCAACGUCGAUGCUACUUUAAAUGCGCUACUUGCUGCUGGGUUUGGUGCCGCUGGACAGAGAUGCAUGGCACUGAGUACUGUGGUCUUUGUUGGCAAUUCAAAAUCAUGGGAGGAUAAACUCAUCGAGCGAGCGAAAGCCCUUAAAGUCACAUGUGGGACAGAACAAGAUGCAGACCUAGGUCCUGUGAUUAGUAAAGAGGCCAAAGAACGGAUAUGCCGCUUGAUUCAAUCUGGUGUGGACGAUGGUGCUAAAUUACUGCUUGACGGAAGAAAUAUUGUGGUUCCAGGAUACGAGAAAGGGAAUUUUAUUGGUCCUACCAUUUUAUCUGGCGUUACACCCGACAUGGAGUGUUACAAGGAGGAAAUAUUUGGCCCUGUUCUUGUAUGCAUGGAGGCAAACAGCUUUGACGAGGCCAUAGACAUAAUAAAUAGAAACAAAUACGGAAACGGUGCUGCUAUUUUCACUACAUCAGGCGCAGCGGCUAGAAAGUUCCAAAUGGAAAUAGAAGCCGGACAGAUUGGUAUUAAUGUUCCGAUCCCGGUUCCAUUACCGUUCUUCUCAUUCACUGGGAAUAAAGCCUCAUUUGCAGGAGAUCUAAACUUCUACGGCAAAGCAGGAGUAGACUUUUUCACUCAGAUCAAGACUGUGACACAGCAGUGGAAGGAUAUUCCAACUUCCGUAUCUCUUGCAAUGCCUACUUCGCAAAAGCAUUAAAUUCUAUAAAUAACCCUCUGUUCUUUUGUGUUAUUUCAGUUAUAUUUCACAAGGAAAAAAAGUUAUCAAAAUAAAAUCGACUGUAAAUAGUUGUCCCGUUGAAGGGAUGAAACUAGUUUCGAUGGCACCCCGGAUUGUAUCUUUGUAUGAUGUAUGAUCUUUCUCCUAUGAAUGAAAUUCAGUUGUUCGAAUAAAGAAAAACGAUU